Molecule: messenger RNA, 6217 nt
Organism: Oncorhynchus keta (chum salmon)
Lineage: Eukaryota; Metazoa; Chordata; Actinopteri; Salmoniformes; Salmonidae
Product: angio-associated migratory cell protein-like
Exons: 11
Coding region: 262-1521 (419 amino acids)
Cellular component (GO): cytosol
Molecular function (GO): protein binding
Source: RefSeq, a predicted model, not a curated record
CGGAGCGCCAGAGGAUUCCGGAGACUUUCCCACAUGUGAAAAAAACACGAGGACACUAUUUAGAUGUUUUUCUCUUUAGCUAGUAUUGGUUCUUCGGUCAGCACCAAGAAAUAACAAUCUUUAGCAUUUUCUUUGAUUGACUUAACACAUUUUAUUUAACCUGAAUUCGACAUUUGUCGCGCUAGCAAACUUUUCAGCUCUCAAGUUAGGCAGAUAAUUUAAGUUAGCCACCUUGGUAACAUCUAACGUUAGCUAGCUAUCAUGGAUAACUCGGACGAAAAUUCGGUACAAUUCCACGGGGAUGAAGAGAUUAUAGAAGUCAUCGACCUUAACGAAACAGAGCAAAACCCAGAUGAUUUGGCGGAGGAGUUCGAGGACGUGGACGUAGGAGAAACUGAGAACGGAGACAAUGAACAGGAAGACUGGGAUACCGACGACGAGAUGGAGCAGGAAAAGGAGCAAGAUGACAGCGAACUCACCUUUUCCAAACACACGGGCUCCGUGUUCUGUGUGAGUCUGGACCCAGCCACAAACAGCUUGGCUGUGACCGGAGGAGAGGAUGACAAGGCCUAUGUCUGGAGAGUGAGUGACGGGGAAGUGCUGUUUGAAUGUACAGGCCAUAAGGACUCCGUGACAAGUGUUUUAUUCAGCCAUGAUUCUUCCCUGGUGGCCACGGGGGACAUGAGCGGGCUGAUCAAGGUCUGGAAGGUGGAGACCAAGCAGGAGGUGUGGUCCUUCGAGGUGGGAGACCUGGAGUGGAUGGAGUGGCACCCCUGCGCCCCGGUGCUGCUGGCGGGCAUGGCGGACGGUAACGUUUGGAUGUGGAAGAUCCCAGGGGGUGACUGUAAGACCCUGCAGGGCCCUGGCUGCCAGUCGACCAGUGGAAAGGUCCUGCCAGACGGGAAGAGAGCUGUGGUGGGCUAUGAAGAUGGGAACGUACGACUUUGGGACCUCAAGCAGGGAAAUGCCACCCAUGUGAUUAAAGGUCAUGAUGGACACCAGGGGGCGCUGACGUGCCUGGCCUGUAACAAGGACGGCUCUCUGGUGCUGACGGGCUCCGUGGACGGCCGUGCCAAGCUCAUCAACACUGCCACUGGCAAGGUGUUGGGUGUGUUCUCUGUGGACGGGGGCAAAGCCAAAGCUUCUCAGGAGGAUGCUGAGGAGACCAACUCGGUGGAGUCAGUGGGGUUCUGCAAUGUGUUGCCUCUGAUAGCGGUGGCGUAUCUGCAUGGGACCCUGGCUAUCUAUGACCUCUCCUCACAGGUCCUCAGACACAAGUGUCAGCACCAGGCUGGCAUUGUUAAACUGCAGUGGGAGGAGUCAUCCUCUGUGGUGUCCACCUGUAGUCUGGACGGGGCGGUGAGGCUGUGGGAUGCCCGCUCGGGAACCAUGGUGUCAGAGUACCGUGGCCACCAGGCGGAGAUCCUCGACUUCACACUCAACAGAGAAGCCUCUAUGGCGGUCACUGCCUCUGGAGAUCACCAGGCCAAACUCUUCUGCCUCCAACGGCCAGACCGUUAAUAAGAGGAGCAGAGGGAGAAAGAGCGAGAGAAAUGGGGAUGGACUCAACCCGGAUCGCGCUUUGUCGACAAUGCACCUUAAAGGCAAUAUUCCCGUUUUUGUGGAGACCGUUUUAACAGUGGACACUGCAUAUAUCGGCUCAAUCCGAAGUGGUCACUUAACCUCUCUGGGAAAUGUGGGACGGUAGCCAACAGCCAGUGAAAGCGCAGGGCGCCAAAUUCAAAACAACAAAAAUCUCAUAAUUAAAAUUCCUCAAGCAUACAUGUAUUUUACACCAUUUUAAAGAUAAAAUUCUUGUUAAUCCAGCCACAGUGUCUGAUUUCAAAAAGUCUUUACAGCGAAAGCACCACAAACGAUUAUGUUAGGUCACCACCAAGUCACAGAAAAACACAGCCAUUUUUCCAGCCAAAGAGAGGAGUCACAAAAAGCACAAAUUGAGAUAAAAUGAAUCACUAACCUUGAUGGUCUUCAUCAGUUGACAGUCAUAGGACUUCAUGUUACAUUUAUUGUGUAUGUUUUGUUUGGUCAAGUUCAUAUUUAUAUCAAAACAUAUUUAUAUCAAAACAUAUUUAUAUCAAAACAAUCUCAUUUUACUUUGGCGCGUUACGUUCAGUAGUUCUAAAACAUGCAGUGACUUUGCAGAGAGCCACAUCAAUUUACAGAAAUACUCAUCAUAAAUGUUGAUGAAAAUACAAGUGUUAUACAUGGAAUUAGAGAUAUACUUCUCCUUAAUGCAACCGCUGUGUCAGAUUUCAAAAAAACUUUACUGAAAAAGCAAACCAUGCAAUAAUCUGAGUACAGCGUUCAGACAACAAAGCAGCCUACAUAGACUACCGUAAUUUCCGGACUAUAAGCCGCUACUUUAUUCCCACGCUUGGAACCUCGCGGUUUAUACAAUGACGCGGCUAAUUUAUGGAUUUUUCCCGCUUUCACAAGAUUCAUGCCGCCAAAAAACUGAGCACCGUCACAUAAUGUGACGUAAAUCGAGCGCGCUCAAACUUCCCAUCAUUCUGAUUACGGUAGUAAUUUUGUCACCCUCAUCAUGGCAAAGACACGGAGAAAUGCAUAUGAUGCAGCUUUCAAGUUGAAGGCGAUCGAUCUGGCUGUUGGAAAAGGAAAUAGAGCUGCUGCACAGGAGCUUGGCCUUAAUGAGUCGAUGAUAAGACGUUGGAAAGCAGCGUGAGGAACUGACUCAGUGCAAAAAGACAACAACAGCUUUCAGAGGGAAGAAAAGCAGAUGGCCCAAAGUAUUUGCAGCCACUCGACAUCAGUGUAAAUCGUGCAUUUAAGGUGGCGCUCCUUGUUCAGUGGGAGGCUUGGAUGACAAGUGGGGAGAAAUCCUUCACUAAAACGGGCCGCAUGCGAAGAGCAACUUAUGGUCAAGUCUGCCAGUGGGUUCUGACAGCGUGGAGCAUUGUCAAAAAAUCCACUAUCAUCAACGAGUUUCGAAAGGCUGGACUGCUGCGUGUUGAAAGGGCAGCAUGAGCUCAGAAAGUGACGAGAGCGACAAUGAAAACGAUCCAACAUCGGAUGAAGCAAUUCUGAGGCUAUUCAACUCCGACACCGAAGGAGAUGGCUUCAGUGGUUUCAGUGCACAGGAGGAAGAUAGUGACCAAUGACUUUCUUGGUAGGCCACUGUUUAAUUUUUUACAAGCCGUGUUUCGUUUAAAGGCUGUGUAAAGUUAAUUUGUUUCAAUGUACCGGUAGGCACCUGCGGCUUAUAGACAUGUGCGGCUUAUUUAUGUACAAAAUACAUAUUUUUGAAUAAUUCAGUGGGUGAGGUUUAUAUUCAGGUGCGCUUAAUAGUCCAGCAAUUACGGUACAUAUUGUGUAGUCAACAUUAGUCAGAAAUAGCAUUAUAAAUUUGUACUUACAUUUGGUGAUCUUCAUCAGAAUGCACUCCCAGGAAUCCCAGUUCCACAAUAAAUGUUUGAUUUGUUCGAUAAAGUUCAUAAUUUAUGUCCAAAUAGCUUCUUUUGUUAGGGAGUUUGGUAAACAAAUCCAAAUGCGCGUGCAAGUCCAGCCGAACGUCAAAGAAAAGUUCAAAAAGUUAUAUUACAGGUCGUAGAAACAUGUCAAACUAAGUAUAGAAUCAAUCUUUAGGAUGUUUUUAUCAUAAAUCUUCAAUAAUGUUCCAAAUCGGAGAAUUCCUAUGUCUGUAGAAAAGCAAUGGAACGAGAGCUAACUCUCUUGUGACCGUGCGUCACGAGCUCGUGGCACUCUGCCAGACACCUGGCUCAAUCCCCUCUCAUUCAGCCCCCCUUCACAGUAGAAGCCUGAAACAAAGUUCUAAAGACUGUUGACAUCUAGUGGAAGCCUUAGGAAGUGCAACAACCCAUAUCCCACUGCAUAUUGGAAUGGCAAAGAGUUAAACUACAAACCUCAGAUUUCCCAUUUCCUGGUUGGAUUUUUCUCCGGUUUUCGCCUGCCAUAUGAGUUCUGUUAUACUCACAGACAGUUUUAGAAACUUCAGAGUGUUUUCUAUCCAAUACUACUAAUAAUAUGCAUAUAUUAGCAUCUAGGACAGAGUAGCAGGCAGUUUACUCUGGUCACCUUAUUCAUCCAUGCUACUCAAUACUGCCCCCCUGUCACCAAGAAGUUAAAUGGCACAUUGUCAACAAAGUGUUUUCUCACAACUGAGGGUUUUUGAACUGUCUUGUAUCGAUUGUGGUCUGUCUGAUCUAUAGUAGACCUGCAGUGUUCUAGAAGGUUCUAGAACUGCUAGCCAUUCUACUCAGGUUUCUCAAGUAGAACCCACACAAAAUAUAUACAUUCUAAGUGGUGUGGUAGUGUAGAUGUUGGAACACGUCAUCCUAGAGGCAAUGAAGCAUCUAACAGUAGACCAACCGUUGUGUGGUCCUUGAUUUAUUACUAAAUACACUUUCAACUACACCUUGGUGUUCCCUGUGCGAUUUGGUUUGAUGACAUUAUGAAUACACAUUAAGGUAAUAGAGCUACGUAGAGAUGGAGAUCUCGAUGAUGUCCCCAUAAUAUCUGGUGAUUUGUGGAGAGUAAUUCUCACUUUCUCCCUAAAUCACCCCAAAUUAUGUCAACUCAACCUUAUAGACAGUGGGGCAAAAAAAGUAUUUAUUUAGUUAGCCACCAAUUGUGAAAGAUGAGAAGCGUGUCAUUUUCAUCAUAGGUACACUUCAACUAUGACAGACAAAAUGAGAAAAAAAAUCCAGAAAAUCACAUUGUAGGAUUUUUAAUGAAUUUAUUUGCAAAUGAUGGUGGAAAAUAAGUAUUUGGUCAAUAACAAAAGUUUCUCAAUACCUUUGUUGGCAAUGACAGAGGUCAAGCGUUUUCUGUAAGUCUUCACAAGGUUUUCACACACUGUUGCUGGUAUUUUGGCCCAUUCCUCCAUGCAGAUCUCCUCUAGAGCAGUGAUGUUUUGGGGCUGUUUCUGGGCAACACGGACUUUCAACUCCCUCCAAAGAUUUUCUAUGGGGUUGAGAUCUGGAGACUGGCUAGGUCACUCCAGGACCUUGAAAUGCUUCUUACGAAGCCACUCCUUCGUUGCCCGGGCGGUGUGUUUGGGAUCAUUGUCAUGCUGAAAGACCCAGCCAUGUUUCAUCUUCAAUGCCCUUGCUGAUGGAAGGAGGUUUUCACUCAAAAUCUCACGAUACAUGGCUCCAUACUUUCCUUUACACGGAUCAGUCGUCCUGGUCCCUUUACAGAAAAACAGCCCCAAAGCAUGAUGUUUCCACCCCCAUGCUUCACAGUAGGUAUGGUGUUCUUUGGAUGCAACUCAGCAUUCUUUGUCCUCCAAACACGACGAGUUGAGUUUUUACCAAAAAGUUAUAUUUUGGUUUCAUCUGACCAUAUGACAUUCUCCCAAUCUUCUUCUGGAUCAUCCAAAUGCUCUCUAGCAAACUUCAGAUGGGCCUGGACAUGUACUGGCUUAAGCAGGGGGACACGUCUGGCACUGCAGGAUUUGAGUCCCUGGCGCCGUAGUGUGUUACUGAUGGUAGGCUUUGUUACUUUGGUCCCAGCUUUCUGCAGGUCAUUCAUUAGGUUCCCCCGUGUUGUUCUGGGAUUUUUGCUCACUGUUCUUGUGAUCAUUUUGACCCCACGGGGUGAGAUCUUGCGUGGAGCCCCAGAACGAGGGAGAUUAUCAGUGGUCUUGUAUGUCUUCCAUUUCCUAAUAAUUGCUCCCACAGUUGAUUUCUUCAAACCAAGCUGCUUACCUAUUGCAGAUUCAGUCUUCCCAGCCUGGUGCAGGUCUACAAUUUUGUUUCUGGUGUGAGAGCCAGAAAUCUUGCUUGUUGACCAAAUACUUAUUUUCCACCAAUUUGCAAAUAAAUUCAUUAAAAAUCCUACAAUGUGAUUUUCAGGAUUUUUUUCCCCCCUCAUUUUGUCUGUCAUAGUUGAAGUGUACCUAUGAUGAAAAUUAUAGUUCUCUCUCAUCUUUUUAAGUGGGAGAAAUUGCACAAUUGGUGGCUGACUAAAUACUUUUUUCCCCCACUGUAAAUAUAUUGGGCCCUGUUGAAAUACUUUAGAAAUGCAUCCGUCCUUCCUUUUCUGAAGUAAUCACGAAUCUGGAUUGGUGGAAAUAAUGUGAUAACUUUGCUUUCCCCUGCCCCAUCACUGACCUUAAGGAAACAUGGAAGGAAGGGUGCAUCUCUGAAGUAUUGGGACAGAGCCAUGGGCUUUGUUCUGCUGUUUGUUGGAACCAUUAAAGACGUUUUCAACCCAA